Molecule: messenger RNA, 2513 nt
Organism: Phytophthora nicotianae INRA-310
Lineage: Eukaryota; Oomycota; Peronosporomycetes; Peronosporales; Peronosporaceae
Exons: 4
Coding region: 326-838 (170 amino acids)
Molecular function (GO): protein binding
Source: RefSeq, a predicted model, not a curated record
AAAUUGUUUCAAAAUAGUGUGAGGCAAGCGCUGCUGCUUUGCCAUUGCACAGUCCCAUGGUCAAGGCCAGCGACCACAGCGCCGCCGAGGUGAAGCGCGUGAAUCAGCAGCUUGAGGAACGCCACUACGAGUUCCGCUCCAACUGCAAUGACGGUAACGGCGACGCCAGCGCCUGCCACAGCUGGGGUGAGUGGCUUGCCGUCGUGGACAAGAACUACAAGGAUGCAGGUACCAGCAGCACCUUCAAAUAGCUCUAGCGACUGCGCAGUGCAUUGCGGUGCUGACGUUUUGCAUUACAACUGCGCGUCUUGCUGUUGCAGCUAAUAUGUACGAGCUUAACUGUUCCAAGAACGGAUACCCGGCCUCGUGCUUCAACCUCGGACGACUGAAACUUGCUGGCAAAGGGGCGGAGCAUGAUGACCUGGAAGCUUUCAAGCUCUUCGAGAAAUCGUGUUCAGGUGGCCACGCUGCUGCUUGUCACCAUGUGGGCUUUAUGCGUACACAGGGUAUUGGCUGCGAGAAGGAUUUCCCUAAAGCUCUUGCGGCUUUCAAGGAGGGAUGUGAGCGUGACGACGCCAAUAGCUGCAAUCGCGUGGCGACCAUGUAUUUGCGUCCAGGACCAAACAGCCCGAUCAAGCGCGACAUUCAGCAGGCGAAGACAUACCUGGAAAAGGCUUGUGACGCCAACUUUGCCCCUGCGUGCCACAACCUGGCUGUGAUGUACAAGAAAGGCGACGAGAGUAUCCCGAAGGACCAGGCCAAGUACGAGGAGUACCGUGCCAAGACGGAGCAACUCAUUAAGCAGGCGGGCGGCAUGUCUUCCAUCAAGUCGGCUUAAGUUAGACUGCAAAAUCCUAGACUUGUUACAACGUACUACGUCAGUACUACCUCUUCGAUAUCCGAGUCGUCGAAGCUCAUUACGCUGUCAAUUUGAUCGUCUUGGGUGGUGGCAGGAGGAGACUCGCGGCUGAUUGAAGAUGCAGACUCCUCUUUGGUAAUUGUUGCGUCCCCAUCGUCAACAGCAUCGACAAGUUCCAUUAUUCUAGUUGGUGAGUCCACGGAUUCACUCUCGUCUAAGGUCACAAUGCUCGUGCCGAACGACAUGUUGGACGACAUUGCCGUUGAGUGGACGUGGUCGUUCCUUGAUGCAGGGUCGAUGGUCAUGUCUUGAACAUCUGACAAUCGGUCUGACUGCAGGGAGUCUGUAGACCGGGGUAAGUUUAAGCUGUCGGUACGAACUGGACGCUUUCCCAAUUCUGAGGAAGAGCCGACGCGAGGAAGGUGCCAUUGAGAACCUUCGUGUUGCAUUUCUUGCUCUUCAUGCUGCCAUUCCACUCGACGGUUGUUCUCGUCGUUCUCUUGUGGUGACACAGCUUGAAGCUCAAGUGACAAGGAUGCUGGGGCGUCGACCACCCCUUCAUCACUUCUUCGUGUGUCGUCCGUACCUGCACCUACUGCUAUUGACGUGAUCUGGUGUGCUAAUGUAUCAAGGCCGGCGUCCGAAGCUUCUGAAAACUCCAAGUCUCCAGUUGAAGUAUUAUCGACCAUCACUUGAGAUUCGAUUUCUGACUCUGCUGUCUCCGCCAAUAUUGAUGCCUCGUCGUUGCAUUUGAGGUGUUCCACGUUAAUAGUUUCUUGUUCUUCGCACGGCUGGGCUUGCUCCUCUACUUCGGUUGUAUCAAUCGCAGAUUUGGUACUUGGUGACCACAUUUUGGCUUCCUCAAAACUACCAGCAAGAUGGGCUGUAUCUGCGGUUGUAGGUUCUCCGCCGACAACCACGGUGAGCUGGUUAUUCGCAGAAUAUCGGCGAACUGGUGCCGUUCCUGAGUCAGUUUGUGUAUCGGCAGCUGCUUUAUGAGCUGAGUCUUCAUCCUCCUGUCGUUCUAUCGGCAAUUCCUCGACAUUCGCAGCAUCGACUGUUGCUACCUGCCCACUGCUCUCAAUGUCCCUCGGUUGAUUUGCGUUCAUCAAAGCCCCAAAACUUGCCAUUGCCUGUCGAACCAGCCCUUGACUGAUCUCGGAUCUUACCCGGGUCUCUGCUUUAAACCGCUCCAGCGCUUGCUGACGCGUCUUCUCCAUUGGUAUCCACUCCUUCUCGAUUAUCGCGUUAACGGCAUUUUCACACUCCACCAUCCGUGACAAUACAUCAGUGGGCAACACUUCCAAGUGGCCAUGUAGAGCCUGCUGGACGAUCUGCAAAUUGCCCUCGGAUAAGCGAACACUCUUCGGCGGAACACCAAACCGACUCGAAAACUGCUCAAGUUGCGCCAGACAACUGGAAACACGCUCUUUCACCACACUCUCGUCAUGCUGGAAGCGACUACGAACGUAUUUAUGUCGAGAAAUCGAGCUGUAAUUUCUUGACUCUGGUGCAGGAUUCAAUGCUGCUUUGCUUGCCGCGCUGGUGAGAGAACAGUCACAACAAGCGAAUGGUUAGAACGCGAUCUUUAGCCUAGCUUUGCACACAAUGAUAUGGUUACCUAUCAGCACGUUCGUCGAUAGUGUCCAGAAGA